Messenger RNA from Adineta ricciae, 1815 nucleotides. NCBI's taxonomy places the organism in Eukaryota, Metazoa, Rotifera, Eurotatoria, Adinetida, Adinetidae. The record is from the annotation of a GenBank genome assembly.
AUGCUAUUCUUCACAUUCCUACGAUUUCAAAUUGUCAUUCUUGUUAUUCUUUAUUUCGCUGCCACUGAUACUCGAUCCGUUCCUGAUAGUGAUACUAAGCAAACGAUUAUCAAUCCAUUCACUGACAAUGAUCAAAAACUGUUUGUUACUCUUGCAAAUUACCGACAUCGAUUCGAAAGAUCAAUGAAUUUCAAAAAACUACGAUGGACAUUGAGCGGUCUGAAUAGUUCAGCAUUAUGUGAUGCUUGUAAUUUACUGGUGCCUGAAAUGCGAGUUCUAAUUCGAAUCAAUCGAUCAGAUUUAAUUGACAAUGUAGCAAUAGAAUUCUGUAAAUUCUACAAAUUACUCGAUCGAAAUGUUUGCCUCGGUGCUGUUAAUGAAUAUAAAAAUGCCGUGAUCGAAGUACUUGCUUUGUCUCCACUGACCAACAAAGAACUGUGUUCAUUAGCAUUUGAAUGUGCCGCACCACCCUAUUUCCCAGUCGUCAAUUGGAAUGUCACCUUUCCCGAUAAACCAAAACCAACACCUCAACCGCCACAACCACCAGCAUCAGGUUCCCCUAAAUUGAACAUUCUGCACUUAUCGGAUACGCAUGUUGACUUUGCUUACAAGCCAGGAUCUCAAGCUGAUUGCUCUCAGCCACUCUGCUGUCGUCAAGGUCAACCUGCUCCUGGUCAUACAGGUGCCGGUUUCUGGGGCGAUUAUCGUAACUGUGAUAUUCCAUACUGGACAGCGGAAGCAAUAUUAAAAUAUGCUGCUGAGUUGGAAGAAGUUGAUUUCAUUUAUUACACUGGUGAUAUACCUGCUCAUAAUGUUUGGAAUCAAUCUCGUUCUGACCAAAUCUACGCUAUCAAUGCAAUCAAUCGUAUGCUAGCGAGUAUUUUUCCGAAUAAAACAUUCUAUUCAGCAGUCGGCAAUCACGAAACAGCUCCAUGCAAUCUGUAUCCAACGCCAAAUAUCAAAACAGACAAUAUUUCCUGGUUGUACGAAGCACUGGCAGAUAGUUGGAUAAAGUUAGGUUUACCAGAAGACACACGUGAGAGUAUUGAGCGCGGAGGUUUUUAUACGACAUUAGUUCGACCGAAUCUUCGAAUAAUAUCGCUGAAUAUGAACUAUUGUUCGCGAGAGAACUUUUGGUUAUUAAUUAAUGCAACUGAUCCGCUCGGACAACUUCAAUGGUUAAUUCAAUGGUUACAAUAUGCAGAAGAUCAUGAAGAGAAAGUUCAUAUCAUUGGACAUCAUCCUCCGCGGUCAUGUAUGGCAGCAUUCAGUUGGAAUUUCAAUAAAAUUGUCAAUCGAUACGAAAACACCAUUGCUGGUCAGUUCUAUGGACAUACACAUGUGGAUGAGUUUUUAAUGUUCUACGAUGAAGCUGAUCAAAAUCGUCCAGUAUCAAUGGCGUAUAUGGGCCCGUCAUUAACUACGAGUUCGUAUUUAAAUCCAGGUUAUCGCGUGUAUUCAGUCGAUGGUGAUUAUGCGGGAAGUUCAUUUUGGGCACUCGAUCAUCGUACAGUAAUCAUGAACUUAACAGCAUCGAAUAUGUAUAACAAAACGAUAUUUAUUGAUGAAUACGAUGCUCGUGAUGCAUAUGGACUGAAAUACCUAUUUCCCAGUGAUUGGAAUGAUCUCAUUCAAAGAUUCAAAAGUGAUUUAGAUAGUCCAUUGAUGGGCUUAGCCUAUCAGUUUUAUACUAAAUCCUAUCAAAGUGGUAAUCAGUGCGAUCGUCAGUGUCGCCGAGGGCUUCUUUGUAACUUCAUAACCGCUCGUGGAAAUGACCCGCAUGCAUGUGAUUCAAUCCCUCCAUUUCUUUCGUAG